GAUGAUGCAAUGUCAUAAUAAAACCCCGUGUAGUCAAGAACUUUAAUAAAAAAGUAAAAGUUUUUUCACAUUUUCUUUUACUAUAGAAACAAUGGCUGAUGAAGGUCAAACCGUAUCCCAAAAUGGGGUUGAAGAGCCCGUAAAAACCGCAAAACAACUUGAGAAAGAAGCCAAAAAACAGGCUAAACUAGACAAACUCAAGCAGAAAUUAGAAAAACAACAGAACACUGCACCCAAAAAAGAGGCUGAGAAAAAAGAAAAGAAAAAGGAGGUUAAAGGAGCAGCAACCUAUGACAUUAUUACUCGGGAAGGCUCCAAGAAAGAUGUCAGCCAAGGGUUACCUGACUCUUACAGCCCCAAGUAUGUUGAGGCUGCAUGGUAUAGUUGGUGGGAGAAACAAGGAUUUUUUAAGCCAGAAUAUGGGCGAAAAACCUUGGAUCCUUCCAAAAAAUUCGUCAUCGUAAUUCCACCCCCUAACGUGACUGGUUCGUUACAUUUAGGGCACGCUCUUACCAAUUCUAUCCAGGAUUCCAUUGUGCGAUGGAGACGCAUGAGCGGUUUUAUGACCCUCUGGAACCCUGGCUGCGAUCAUGCAGGCAUCGCCACGCAAGUGGUAGUGGAAAAGAAACUGUGGCGCGAAGAGAAGAAAACGCGCCACGAUAUAGGAAGGGAGAAUUUUGUUAAAAAAGUGUGGGAAUGGAAGGACGAGAAAGGUGUUAGGAUAUACCAUCAACUGAAAAAGCUUGGCUCUUCAUUUGAUUGGGACAGAGCAGCGUUUACGAUGGAUCCUAAAAUGUGCAAGGCCGUUACUGAAGCAUUUAUAAGACUUCAAGAGGAUGGCACGAUUUAUCGCUCUAACAGAUUGGUUAAUUGGUCAUGCACCUUGAAAUCUGCUAUUUCCGAUAUUGAAGUGGAUAAAGUUGAACUACCUGGUAGAACUCUGUUAUCUGUACCCGGAUAUGAAGAAAAAAUCGAGUUUGGUGUAUUGGUACAUUUUGCUUAUGAAGUUGAAGGUACCGGUGAAAAAUUGGUGGUGGCCACAACAAGAGUGGAAACCAUGCUGGGCGAUACUGCGAUCGCUGUGCAUCCUAACGAUGAAAGAUACAAGCAUUUGCAUGGAAAGUUUGUCACUCACCCAUUUUGCGAAAGAAAGCUGCCGAUUAUAACUGACGACUUUGUGGAAUUAGAUUUUGGCACCGGAGUUGUAAAAAUUACACCCGCACAUGAUCCCAACGACUACGAAGUCGGAAAGAGGCACAAUUUACCAUUUAUUACAAUUUUCAAUGACGAAGGUUAUGUUAUUGGAGAUUAUGGAAAAUUUACUGGUAUGAAACGCUUCCACGUGAGAAAACAGAUAGUGGAGGAUCUUAAGGAAAAGGGUCUUUAUGUAGAAACCAAAAAUAACCCAAUGGUGGUACCUAUUUGUUCUCGAAGCAAAGACGUAGUGGAACCCAUGCUAAAGCCACAAUGGUACGUUAGCUGCACCGAUAUGGCUUUAAAUGCCAUAAAAGCGGUUGAAAGUAAGGAAUUGAGAAUUAUUCCGGAACAACAUGUCAAAACGUGGUACCACUGGAUGGAAGGAAUUCGCGACUGGUGCAUUUCACGGCAAUUGUGGUGGGGACACCGCAUUCCUGCUUAUUUUAUUAGUUUAAAAAGCGGAAAGCCUGUAUCUGAGGUCGAAGAACAGAAUUGGAUAUCCGCCCACAGUGAAUCGGAGGCGUUAGCUAAGGCUUCAAAGAAAUUUAAUCUAGACCCAUCGGAAAUCGUCCUAAAGCAGGAUGAAGAUGUGUUGGACACCUGGUUCUCCUCGGCCCUUUUCCCGUUUUCGAUCUUCGGCUGGCCCGACGAUAAUCAGGAAUUAAACGUGUUUUAUCCAACAAGUUUGUUGGAGACCGGUCACGAUAUUUUGUUCUUUUGGGUGGCCAGAAUGGUGUUUAUGGGACAAAAGCUACUUGGAAAGUUACCCUUUAAAGAUGUCUAUCUUCACCCGAUCAUCCGAGACGCCCACGGACGUAAAAUGUCCAAAUCUUUAGGAAACGUGAUCGAUCCGAUGGACGUGAUUUCGGGAAUAAGUCUAGAGGAUUUACAUAAGCAGCUAUACGACUCGAACCUGGACCCUAAAGAAAUCGACAGGGCCAAGGCGGGUCAAAAACAAGAUUAUCCCGAAGGAAUCCCGGAAUGCGGCACCGACGCCUUAAGAUUCGCCCUUUGCGCCAUGUGUAGCGGCAGGGACAUCAAUUUGGAUAUUUUAAGAAUUCAGGGUUACAGAUUUUUCUGUAAUAAAAUAUGGAACGCGACCCGCUUCGCCCUGACGUAUUUCGCGUCGGACUUUGUGGCUCCAGAGAACCUGGAUUUGGCAGGUACAGAAAGCCAAAUGGACCUGUGGAUGCUUUCCAGGGCCGGAUCGGCAGUUAAGAACGUAAAUAACGGAUUCGAGAACUACGAUUUCGUUCUGGCUACCACUGCGAUUUAUAAUUUGUGGCUAUACGAUCUUUGCGACGUCUAUUUGGAAUAUCUUAAGCCGGUGUUCUUCGGCUCAGAUGAAACGGCUAAAAAAGCGGCAAUGGUAACGCUUUAUAGGGCUCUGCAUAUCGGUCUUCGACUUCUAUCUCCCUUUAUGCCGUUCAUUACUGAGGAGCUGUACCAAAGACUGCCGAGACCGAAGAAAGUUGCAGAAGAAAUUCCAAGUAUACACGUGGAACACUUUCCCAAGGAGGAGGAGACUUACUUCAAUGCGGAGGUGGAGCGGGACGUUGACUUUAUCCAGAAAGUCGCCAAGGCCAUUCGGUCCGCUAGGAGCGAUUAUAAUUUGCCAAAUAAAACGAAAACGGAAGCUUACCUGCAUACACCUGAUAUCCCAACGUCGGCGACCCUCAAAAAAUACUCUUCAGCUUUAGAAACUUUGGCGUACUGCUCCAAAACUCCGGUAAACGAACCAUCUCCUGAAGGUUGCACCAUUUUAACCGUCUCGGAUAAGUGCGAGGUUCAUUUGCUACUCAAGGGGCUUAUUGAACCGGCCAAGGAAAUCCAGAAAAUCCAGAAAAAAGUGGAAUUCUUACAAACAACUCAAAAAAAAUUAGAACAGGCUAUGGCGGUGGCAGAUUAUGCCACAAAGGUACCCGCUGAAGUACAACUGUCUAAUUCGGAAAAAUUAACUCAAACUACCACGGAAUUAGCCAGAUUAGAUACCGCACUAAAAGCUCUUAAAUUAAUGUAACUUAAUAAUAGGAAAUUGUUUUGUUGCACUCCUAAAAUGGCCAGAUAUGCUUCAAUAUUACUUAUACUUUAAGAUCAGCAAGUAUUACAUAACAAUAUUUAUUAUAUGAAACUUAAUGAUUUAAAAAAUAUAUUGUUUUUUUCUAAUUUA
This is a messenger RNA of Anthonomus grandis grandis, 3367 nucleotides long. RefSeq names its product valine--tRNA ligase. The record is from RefSeq and is a predicted model, not a curated record. The transcript has 14 exons. Gene Ontology annotation, cellular component: cytosol. Lineage: Eukaryota; Metazoa; Arthropoda; Insecta; Coleoptera; Curculionidae. Gene Ontology annotation, biological process: valyl-tRNA aminoacylation. Gene Ontology annotation, molecular function: valine-tRNA ligase activity; ATP binding; aminoacyl-tRNA deacylase activity. Bases 92 to 3217 code for a protein of 1041 amino acids.